CGGUGGAUUCCCGCCACUCCGGCGGCUGCGCGUGGGCAUCAGUGAGAGAGUUCCGUAUAAAAGCUCCCGCAUCCUCCUCUGCCUCUGACACUCUCUGUGUUUGAAUGAUACGGUGUCUUCUUCCUCUCCUCCUCCUCUUUUGUUUUCUCGGGAAACAUUUUCCUGCAGUAGAAAUUGAAAUUCUCGUCUAUGGUUCUGACUCAAGCUUCCAAAAUGUCCCGGACUGACGAGGUGCACCGUAUAACGGAGAAUGUUUAUAAGUCCAUCAUGGAACAGUUCAAUCCUUGCUUGAGGAACUUUGUUGCCAUGGGGAAGACUUAUGAGAAGGCCCUUUCCAGUGUGACAUUUGCAGCAAAAGGCUACUUCGACGCACUGGUGCGGAUGGGAGAGCUGGCCAGCGAGAGUCACGGCUCUAAGGAUCUUGGGGAUGUGCUUUUUCAGAUGGCGGAGGUUCACAGACAGAUCCAGAUGCAGCUAGAGGACAUGCUGAAAUCAUUCCACAAUGAACUACUCACAGAACUGGAGAAAAAAGUGGAAUUGGAUGUUCGCUAUUUAAAUGCAGCUCUGAAGAAAUAUCAGAUGGAACACAAAAGUAAAGGAGAAAGUUUGGAGAAAUGCCAGGCCGAGCUGAAGAAACUGCGCAGGAAGAGUCAGGGCAGCAAGAACCCCUCCAAAUAUGGAGACAAGGAGAUGCAGUAUGUCGAGACCAUCAGCAGCAAACAAAAUGAGCUGGAUAACUACAUCUCCGAGAGCUACAAGAAUGCCCUAUCUGAAGAGAGACGGAGGUACUGCUUUCUUGUUGACCGUCAGUGUGCAGUGGCGAAAACCAGCAACACCUACCACACCAAGGGCAGAGACUUGCUGACACAGAAGAUCCCUUUGUGGCAACAAGCAUGUGCCGACCCAAAUAAACUCCCAGAGCGGGCGAUGCUUCUGGCUCAGCAGAUGGGCUCAGGAGUGGCGGGGACGCUGGGACCCAGUGUCCAUCACACCUCCAAAUCUAACCUGACCAUCUCAGACCCCAUCCCAGGGGCAAAGCCACUUCCCGUGCCACCUGAGCUCGCAGCUCUCAUGGGGAACCAACAGUCGAGGAUGAUGGGAGCAGAUAGUGUCCCCAUAGUGAAUGGCUCUGGAGUUCAUGUAGGAGAAGACUACCAUCGCUGGAUGGAGACCAGAGCCGCACACGAGAAACAAUCCCAACAGCCCCACAGACAUGGUGGAGAGAGCUUCUCCAACACCCUUCCGGUCCGCAAGGUUGCUCCAGUAAAGCCCAAGAACACUCUGGCGGAAACACAGACGCUGCCCAGGUCAAGCUCGAUGACCGCUGGAUUGGAGAGAAAUGGACGGACGCGUGUUCAGGCCCUCUUCUCCCACGCCGCCGGGGACAACAGCACACUCCUCAGCUUUACAGAAGGAGACAUCAUCACACUGCUCGUGCCUGAAGCCAGAGACGGCUGGCACUACGGUGAAAACGAGAAGAACAGAAUGAGAGGCUGGUUCCCGUUCUCCUACACACGCGUGAUUGCAGAACCAGACAGUAAUAAACUCCAUGUCAGUUUGCAGCAUAACAGGAGCAGCAGCACAGGAAAUCUUCUGGAGAGAGAGAUGGCAUUGCCAACGCCUGAUUAUGGCAUGCCCACACGCUUCGCCCAGCAGCAGAGCACAGCACACAGCCGACAGAGACCGUACAGCGUGGCAGUGCCAGGAUUCUCACAACAAGGGCUGGAGGAGUACGAGUCUCGAUUCCAAGCAAGCCGACCUGGCAGCAUCUCCCUCUCUUUGUUCUACAGUGCGGAGGGCAAAUUGAUUUCGACAGUGUGAGAGGACAGACAGACAGACAGACACACCCCCUACCCUCCGUCCACAUUCACUCCCCUGUCUUCCUUUAUCUCAACAAUCAUCCCCUUCACUCCACCCUCAGAGGAAGAGGAUCUAGAUCCACUUCUCUUUCUCUUAUUUUAUCCGUGUUGGAAGCAGCCUAAUGGAGCCGGAAUGCCCAGUAUUCCAUCUUGACCUUCCUCAUUAUACGCUCCUUUCAUGAGGAUGUUGAACUUACUUCAAUAAACAUGCUGAAUUGCCUAUAUGUAUCUCUUGCCUGUCUUUCAUGCAUGUACAUGUCAGCAAUGUAUGAACUAAACGCAUCAAUUCUGCCAUACAGGGCAUGACAGAUUAAAGCCAGAUGAAAAUAAAGACUCGUUUACAUCAUGAGCCUUUCUUCUGUGGAACACAAUACGGUUUAAUUAUUAUAUAACAUCUAAAAGGGAGUAGUGCUGUAAAUGUGCAGUUCAUGUCCAAUACGAAGUGAAAGCAUGCUGAAAUAUUACAGAGUGCUGUUUCUCCGUUAGGAAAAUUGAUCCCAUAAUUUUUCCAUAUUUCAAUCUUAUAAUAUGUUGUAUUAGGCCUAUUGUUUAGUUCAUUUCUGCACUGACACCUCGAAAGAAAGAUCAAGAUUGAUCUGCUUCAUGAUCUGACUGCAGUCUCGGUUAAUUUAUUAUCUCUCUUUAUACAGUCUAAUUUAAGUCUAUAAUGCAUAAUUCUAGCCGUUUUUUUAAUACAUUGAUUCAAUAGUUCAAUUUUACAAAACUUGACAACUGAAAAAAGGCUGUAUAAGAAAGUCUUACCUCUCUGAUUUAUAUUUGGUGAUGAUUAGGGAUGCACUGAUAUGGAUUUUUGGCUGAUAUCGAUAACCAAUAACUCUGAAGAUUUGGAGGCCGAUAACCGAUAUACUAUAGAAGAUAAAUAAAAAUAUUUCAAAAUGUUUUAUUUUUAAUACAGUAAAUAACUGUUUGGGGUGCUGUGAAGGCUCUGUCGCCUCACUAUGUGUGUGCGUGCUGAUAGCCAUCACACACGCUUGUUAUAAUCAUUAUAAAUAUGCAGAUCAAACUGAAAACAAUCUUACAUCAACAACACAUGGCAAACAAUGCGUUGAUAAUAACAAAUAAUCAUAUUCAAUUAGAAACAACCCAACCAGUUGUUUAGCACAUGCGCAUCACUGCUAUUAUGUUUACAGAUUGAGACGAUUUAAACCAAGCUACACAAUGACACUCUAUCAAACAUAUCUACAAUGAUAAGGAAUAUGGUUACGUACUGAUAUAUUAAUGCACAGCAAUACCACACAAAGGACGGACUUUGAAGGAAUAAACAAUGUGAGGAAAGCUCCGUUAUAGUGGACAAGUCUGAACAAGUUCAACUAACACAUGCGCGAGGCAGGCAGUUCUGUACAAUUAUGUAAUCUAUCGGCUUAAAGAUUUUGACAUCGGACCGAUAACGAUAACAUUAAAAAUAGCAUUUAUCAACCGAUAACAAUAUGGCCACUGAUAUAUUGUGCAUCCCUUGAAACGAGUUGGUGUCAAAAUUAAAGUGCACCUUGUCGCUAAUAAUGUCUUAUUUCUCAUCAACAUAAAUUAAAAUAACGACGCAUGACAGCUGAGCGAAAUAUGUGGGAAAAAUUAACCCUGAAAUGUGAGGAGAGUUUACUCGCCCAUGACUUGUUUUACCAUGUUUUGGUUCAUCUAGAAACUUUGUCAUGUGAAUGCGAACCACACAAAUAUGAAGAAGUUUUCAAUUUUUAAUAAUAAAAAAAUUGAAAUGGAAUUAUCCGCUUGUUAAAUGUAACGACACGCGAAGUGGCUUCCGGGUCCAAGCGCUACAUCAAAUUAUAGAGUCUCAACAAAUAGUAAUAAUAAACAUUUACAAAGCGAUGUAAUACUUUCGAAAAUUCUGAUAUACUGUAUAUAUCCAAUAUACUGUAAUAUACUGUAUAUAUCCAUAAUAUCAGAAGGUGAGAAAGUGAUACAUUUUUUAUAAAUUGUUAAAAUAUUGAUGUCUGUGAUGAUUUUUAAGGAAAUUCACUUUAGUGUGUGAUCGACUAAAAAGUGGUCAUAAACAAAUAUUUUGCUAAUUCAAAUGAGUAGUGGCUUAGACCCGGUAACAGUAUUUCAUACGUCAUGACUUAAUAAGUGUACAGUUGAUAGCCCCCCUGAAUUAUUAGCUCCCCUUUUUAUUUUUUUCCCUAAUUUCUGUUUAACGAAGAGAAGAUUUUUAUCUUCAUAAUAGUUUUAAUAACUCAUUUCUAAUAACUGAUUUAUUUUAUCUUUGUCAUGAUGACAGUAAGUAAUAUUUUACUAGAUAUUUUUAAGACACUUCUAUACAACUUUAAGUGACAUUUAAAGGCGUAACUAGGUUAAUUAAGUUAACUAGGCAGGUUAGGCUAAUUAAGCAAGUUAUUGUAUAACGAUGGUUUGUUCUGUAGACUAUCGAAAAAAAUAUAUAGCUUAAAGGGGCUCAUAAUUUUGACCUUAAAUUGGCUUUUAAAAAAUUAAAAACUGCUUUUAUUCUAGCUGAAAUAAAACAAAUAAGAGUUCUUUCCAGAAGAAAAAAUAUUAUCAGACAUCCUGUGAAAAUUUCCUUGCUCUGUUAAACAUCAUUUGGAAAAUAUUUAAAAAAGAAAAAUAAAUUCAAAGGGGGGCUAAUAAUUCCAACUUCAAUUGUAUGUGGAGACCACAGCUGAUCAGCAUUAUUUAUUAUCACUUUGGAGUUUGGCAGCAUUUGGUAAAUCUAUUCCAUUGUGUUCUAUUGAAGAAAGCAUAUUAUUAUGGGGAGUUAAUGGAAAACCUUACAUAAAGCUGCUGUUAAUUCAUUGUUUGUAACCAUGACGGUGGACUUCUUCACAAAUAAACGUGUUAAUAAUGAAAAAGGAGGAUUGAAAAAAUAUAUAGAUUUAUUCAGCUGUUUUUGAAGUAUUGGUUUGCACUGUGCAGUUGAAUUGAUUUAAUCCUUCACAGCUUUCAUUGUUUUUCCACUUGAUUGAUUAUACUGCUGAUGUAAAAGUCCUCCAUGAUCUCAUAUCUCAUCUGGAGCCUCUUCAGUAAAGUGUGUUUUUUCUAAAUGCAUCAAGUGUUGGUUAGAGAAGGAUUUACUUGACCUUCACAGUGUCUCAAGUGAUGAUUGUUGUGUUCUGAAGUUAAAUCUGUUACAUACAAAUGAGAAAACAUUUCCUGGAAUGGAAUUCAUGCAUGAAAGAAAAGACAACUGGUACCUACAUAUCCAUAUCCCAUCAUCACCCACCACAAGAGGAGCAAUAAGCUGAAAGAAGCCCCAGCAAGCAUUGUUUGUUUUUAAAAGAUGUCUAAUAGACAUUUAAACAUAGUCAUCUUGGCUAAAACAAGGCUAAAUUUGAGCUGUCAGUGAAAAUCUAAUAGACAUCUAAGAAUAGGCCAAAACUAGACUAGUCAUCAAUAGAAAAAACAGAAGAGAAAUUAAUAAGUACACAUAUAUAGUUUGUCUAAUCUGAUUGGCGACUAGUCUAGUUUUGGCCUAUUCUUAGAUGUCUAUAGUCACCGACAGCCCAAGUUUAGCCUUGUUUUAGCCAACCUGUCUACAAUUAGAUGUCUAUUAGACAUCUAUUAAACGUCUAUUAAACAUUAAAUUGUUUGCUGAGUGCUGAACGUCAGUGAUUCUUAACCAUGGUAAAUCACUGGAACGCAUGGUUGGCUUAUUGCUUGUAUAAAUAAAAAGCAGAAAGGAAUAAAUAGUCUAAAGGUGCCAAGCAACAUCUUUGCUGUAGAAUAUUCCGCAGUGUAUAUUUUUACAGCGAUACGUCUAUAAUAACAAUGUGCCAAGUCUUAAUAUAAUCCAUGUGAUCCAGUGCCUUGUACAUAGCAUAUACUAUUUGUAUAUAACAUUAACGAGAGAAUGAAAUGUAAUCAUGAAUAUUUUCUUUUGACAUGAACGCAUUUCUUUUAUUUACUUCAACAAGAUCUCUGUACAGAUUUUUGAUUCAAAACAUUUGUAAACACUAGCAAUAAUCAAAUUUGAUACCAUCUUUUUUUUAGGUUCAGUAUCACUUUACACUCCUUAUAAUACACUUACACGCCACUUGUGUGAGUUUUUAGCUUCUUUUCACAGGAGUGAAAGCGUAAGUCUUUUAGUUCCAGUGUGACGAAACGGAACUGAUCAAAUGCUUUUUUUAAAGAUACGAAAUGCUUAUGAUUAAGCUUUCUCUGAUGUGAUAGAAACUCUAUAUCGCUUGUCGAACAGUAAUGUUUAAAGGUGCGCUCACUGCUUUACACGUCCUCUGUAUUGUACUUGUACAUGAAGGUGAUGCACAAUUAAAUAAAACGCACCUUCAGUAUGUGUGAUGGAUCUCAAUUUGAUCUCUUUUUUCCAGAACUGAUGAUCUGCCAGGUGCUUUGUGUCUAUCAUUCCCCUGAUAGUUUUGUUUUUUUGGCUCUCUGUUCGUCUUUCUCUGUUUGUAACUAACCCCAUGUCUUGCUAUAGCUCUGCCAACACUCUCCAUCUCUGUUUUGAUGAAUUUAGAGACAAAAGCAGUAAAUCAAGGACUGGAAGCCAUUGCCAGUGUUUCUUCUUUCUGCACUAAAGUAAAGACCGUCACACUCAGAGAGAGAUCCGCCUCUGUCAUUUAUGUCAUUUUGCUUCUGGAAUGCCCACUUCUGGAUGUAAACGGAGAGAAAGUACAAUAAUUGUACAGCAAUGUGUAAACUCUCCAAUGUGCAUGUUUUUUGCCCACAUCUAGAACGGUGUAAUAUUGCUAAACGACUCUGUGACUUUCUACAGUUGA
Danio aesculapii is the source of this 6580-nucleotide messenger RNA. RefSeq names its product BAR/IMD domain containing adaptor protein 2b (gene baiap2b). NCBI's taxonomy places the organism in Eukaryota, Metazoa, Chordata, Actinopteri, Cypriniformes, Danionidae. Gene Ontology annotation, biological process: actin filament bundle assembly; positive regulation of actin filament polymerization; plasma membrane organization. The record is from RefSeq and is a predicted model, not a curated record. Gene Ontology annotation, molecular function: protein binding; cytoskeletal adaptor activity. Gene Ontology annotation, cellular component: cytosol; nucleoplasm. Bases 190 to 1821 code for a protein of 543 amino acids. The transcript has 14 exons.